Messenger RNA from Clonostachys solani, 429 nucleotides. The record is from the annotation of a GenBank genome assembly. Lineage: Eukaryota; Fungi; Ascomycota; Sordariomycetes; Hypocreales; Bionectriaceae.
AUGCUUACCCUUAGAGAAUUGGAGCAAGGCCGUGGCCGAAUCUCGUAUAUGAAGCAUGACUUCUUCGAAGCUCAGCCUGUGAAAAACGCCGCAGCAUUUUUCCUGCGCCAGUGCACUCACAACUGGUGCGACCGAGAUGUCGUUCGCAUUUUCAAGGGGAUCGUUCCAAGUCUUGAGGCGUCUGGUCCUGGUGUCCCCUUUCUGAUAAAUGACACCAUCAUCCCGGAGCCGGGGUCUAUUCCUCUCCAUGAAGAGCGAGCGCUCAGGCAGAUGGAUAUGCUCAUGAUGAUUGCACUCGGUGCAAAGCAAAGAACCAGGGCUGAAUUCGCCGCGCUAUUGAAAGAAGCUGACCAAAGAUAUGAGAUUGUCAAUGCAUAUGCAGAAGGCAGCAGUAUGGGAUUGCUCGAGGUAGAACUCAAGGUUAAUUAG